Messenger RNA from Peromyscus maniculatus bairdii (prairie deer mouse), 319 nucleotides. RefSeq names its product large ribosomal subunit protein eL37-like. Gene Ontology annotation, molecular function: structural constituent of ribosome; RNA binding. Gene Ontology annotation, cellular component: cytosolic large ribosomal subunit; ribosome. Lineage: Eukaryota; Metazoa; Chordata; Mammalia; Rodentia; Cricetidae. Gene Ontology annotation, biological process: translation. The record is from RefSeq and is a predicted model, not a curated record.
AUGAGGAAAGGAAGGUCAUCCUUUGGAAAGCGUCGCAAUAAGAUGCACACGCUCUGCUGCCGCUGUGGCUCUAAGGCCUACCACCUUAAGAAGUCAACCUGUGGCAAGUGUGGCUACGUGGCCAAGCGCAAGAGAAAGUAUAACUGGAGGGCCAAGGCUAAGAGACGAAACACUACCAGGACUGGGCGGAUGAGGCACCUGAAAAUUGUCUAUCGAAGAUUCAGACGUGGAUUCCGUGAAGGGACAACACCUAAACCCAAGAGGACAGCUGUUGCAGCAUCCAGUUCAUCUUGAGGAAUUACAGUCAGUCAUAAAAUAA